This is a messenger RNA of Lipotes vexillifer (Yangtze River dolphin), 2409 nucleotides long. RefSeq names its product arrestin domain containing 2 (gene ARRDC2). Bases 61 to 1284 code for a protein of 407 amino acids. Lineage: Eukaryota; Metazoa; Chordata; Mammalia; Artiodactyla; Lipotidae. Gene Ontology annotation, biological process: protein transport. The transcript is spliced from 8 exons. Gene Ontology annotation, cellular component: cytoplasm; plasma membrane. The record is from RefSeq and is a predicted model, not a curated record.
CCUCCGCGUCGCGGGUUCGAAGCCAGGGACCGCGCGCCGCGAGUUCGUAUCCCAGCCGCGAUGCUGUUCGACAAGGUGAAGGCGUUCGUGGUGCAACUGGAUGGUGCGAACGCAGGCGCCGAGCCCGUGUUCAGCGGCGGCCAGGCGGUGGCCGGCCGGGUGCUGCUGGAGCUGGCGGGCCCGGCGCGCGUGGGUGCCCUGAAGCUGCGCGCGCGGGGUCGCGCCCACGUACACUGGACCGAGUCGCGCAGCGCGGGCUCGAGCACCGCGUACACGCAGAGCUACAGCGAGCGCGUGGAGGUUGUGAGCCACCGUGCCACACUACUCGCGCCAGACAUCGGAGGGAUCGCAACGCUGCCUCCUGGACGCCAUGAGUUCCCAUUCAGCUUCCAGCUGCCACCGACGCUAGUGACUUCAUUUGAAGGCAAACAUGGCAGUGUCCGAUACUGCAUCAAAGCCACCCUGCACCGGCCCUGGGUCCCUGCCCGCCGGGCAAGGAAGGUGUUUACUGUUAUCGAGCCUGUGGACAUCAACACACCGGCUCUGCUGGCCCCUCAGGCAGGAGCUCGGGAGAAGAUCGCCCGAUCCUGGUACAGUAACCGUGGCCUUGUCUCCCUCUCAGCCAAGAUCGACCGCAAGGGCUAUACACCAGGUGAGGUGAUCCCCGUCUUUGCCGAGAUCGACAAUGGCUCCACGCGCCCAGUGCUGCCACGGGCAGCCGUGGUCCAGACACAGACCUUCAUGGCGCGAGGUGCCCGCAAACAGAAACGAGCAGUGGUGGCUAGUCUCUCAGGGGAGCCUGUGGGCCCUGGGCGGCGGGCACUGUGGCAGGGCCGGGCGCUGCGGAUCCCUCCUGUGGGUCCUUCUAUUCUGCACUGCCGCGUGCUACAUGUGGACUACACCCUCAAGGUCUGCGUGGACAUCCCGGGCUCAUCCAAGCUGCUCUUGGAGCUGCCGCUGGUCAUCGGCACCAUUCCUCUGCAUCCUUUCGGCAGCCGCUCGUCCAGCGUGGGCAGCCAUGCCAGCUUCCUGCUGGACUGGGGACUGGGCGUCCUGCCAGAGCGACCUGAAGCACCUCCCGAGUACUCAGAUGUGGUGGCCGAUGAGGAGGUGGCGGCCGUGGAGCAGAGCCCCUUCCGACUACUGCAGGACCCUGACGUGGGUGCUGAAAGCCCCUUCUUUGCCUACAUCCAGGAGUUCCGCUACCGCCCGCCACCCCUGUACUCCGAGGAGGAUCCAAACCCACCCUCAGAGGCCAUGAGGCCCCGCUGCAUGACCUGCUGAGUGGCAAGUGGAAACUUCAAGGGAUGAGGUUGUACACCUGCUUCCGUCAGCGUGGAUAUGUGUGAGGAGUGGCUGGGUCGAGAGCAGACCAGCCUGACUGCACUGAAGUUGGGGAAGCCGAGUCUCAGAGUGGGGCAGGGCCAUUCCAGCAUCACACGGAGCAGAGGAAGAGCCAGUCUGGAGUCUGACAUAUCUGAACUGGUUCUCAUAAGGUAUCAAAUGCCCACCAUAAGAUCUGAGAGACUGUUCAACCUGUCUUUGCCAGCCUGUGGUCCCCCAGAAGCCUCCAGUCUGGGAGAGACAGAGCCAGACAUAAAUACUUCCAGGCCCACAGGACCAGAGGAAGGGACCAAGAGCUGGGAGAGUCCAAAGGGGGAGCAGGAAGGCUUCCUGGAGGAAAGGGCAUUUUAGCUGAGGCUUUGGUGCAUGAAUAAGAGCUCAGAAGGCAGGCAAGCAAGGGGAAGGAGAAGUUGAAGAAGGUCAGAGCCGAGUGAUGUGUGGAGACUGCCCCCUUCAUCUUAGAACUGGGGCUCAGAGAGCAAGUGCCUCAGUCGAGGCCACACUGCAAGGUCCGGCAGGCGAGAGGGCCCAGGAAUGAGGCAUUCAGGGAAGCAGGUUAUCAGAGCUGUGUGGGGCAACAGGGCAACAGGGGCAGCGACUCCAGCCUUUGAAACCUUUGAAAGCCAGAGAUUCCUGGCCCAGGCUAGGCUUCCUGGGGGCCCCUCCACACACUCCAGGACGUGAGAGCUGCCUGGGUAUUGUAUGGCCCGAGAAACCCAGAUUCAGGGUGGGACGGACAAGACCAGCUCCAUCACUUGCAAAAUGAAGAUGUGGGGCCCCUUGUUCAAGAAUUCAGAAUUUCAAGACGGGGACAGCAGAGCAUUAAACCAGGCUGCGGGGACAGAGGUCAGCCUGGGGUGACACAGCAGGGCCAGUGUGCUUCUUCUGGGCACCCCCUGUGUCCUGGAGGGACAAGACAUAAUGGGGCAGCUGGACAAGCCCCCAAGUGCAGAGUCCCAGCCCAGGCUGAGGCAGGACCCUCGCCUGGGACUCUGCAUUUCCGUUAAGCCUUAAAUUGUUCUCUUUUGUACAAUUAUUUUUUAAAAAUAAAAGCACGGAGGAAGA